Dermacentor andersoni is the source of this 3145-nucleotide messenger RNA. RefSeq lists its product as uncharacterized. The record is from RefSeq and is a predicted model, not a curated record. Lineage: Eukaryota; Metazoa; Arthropoda; Arachnida; Ixodida; Ixodidae.
UAUACGCUUGUGCUAAAAAAUAAUUUAGGGGUAUCACAUGCGAUGCAGUGACAAGAAACAAAAGUUGGGCGAGUGCAUUCCCUACGCCGCACCAUCGGUAACCCACGGUAUAAUCAAAUUGUCGAAACACGAAGGGACCUAAGCGCUGCACCGGACCCCCCAAGAGUAACGCUCUACUCCUCUUAUCUGCCGGUUCUAGCUUCACAUCCUUUCUUUCGCAAACUUUCCCGCCUACGUGGUCGGCUGCGCCUGGAAAUUACGCGGAAAAAUGAAAAGAAAAAAAAAAAGCAUGCCGAAAAGCGAGCCGAAGUUUAAAAGGACGAACGCAACAGGAAAGCCAUAAACCGCCCCAACAAAUUUCGAGUGGGAAAGUUCUCCCAACCGCUAUCAGAUGGCGCUGCACGCGGCCAGGCGUGCAUCGGUCGCGAAGUGAGAGGCGCGCAUCAAAGCGCAUGCUCCGUUCCCGCUGUUUUCCCUCAGGCCCCCUUGCUCUCAUCCCUGCUUGGUCUUCUGUUCUCCCCGAGUUGUGAGGAGGGUCUGAGCCCAAUGUGGGAUUUUGUGACCCGUCGCAAACACAGAAUGUGGUGGAGUGGCCGAGUGCGGCGGUGGGUACCGCUCUCCUGAUUUCGACCAGUGGUGGCGCCCUCUCGCCUCCUCUCAUCCACCGUACUCCUGCUCACUCAGCCCGGAACUCCGAAAGCGGGAAAGCGCGCGCGACUGUGCCCGAACAAGACACGUGGCGCACCGCUCGACACGGGGCCGCCGGCAUCGUAAGGUGGACGCAGUAACCUUCCGCUUCAGUGAAGAGGACGUGUCCUUGCGUUCAACUAAUUUGCAAGUCCCUGCUCGGUUUCCAUCAAUAUCGUGCGAAGUUUUAUGAGUAUACACCCAGGAUAUGAGUAGUGUGCUGAGGAUCUUCUUGCGAAGGAUGGAGAAAUAACUUUUUUAAGAGUUCCCUCUCUAUAGCUUUUACUCUGCACUGGUAGUUAAAUGUCAAGCUGUGACCACGUGUAAAAUGACAGUAAAUAUCUGUGCCAGUAAUUUUCUGUAGGGCGGUAAAUUGCUCUUGUUUUUCUUUUCCAUGAGAGAAUUUCGCUAACGAAAUUAAUACCACGCUCGAAUUUUCCGAUUGACUGAACUAGCAGGGCAGAUGGUCAUAGAGACAAGCUUUGUGGCAUGCCAGCUCCAGGUGGCAUGCCUGUUUUAGAUCAAUUAGCCGGUUUUGCGGUGCACAACUUAUCUGUCGUGUCAUUCGACGAUACAAUUCUGAAUGUGCUUCGGGACCACUGCAACAUUUUUACGGUAGUGUAAAAACGAAAGAUAAAUUGAGAAACUACUUGCUUUAUAUGCAGUUCAGAAGAGAAUGCAUUGCCAGAGGAGUUAAUUCAACCUGGUUCUGGAAUUUGUAGAGAUCCCUGCUUUACUGACUAAAUGGCGGAAGCGAGUGUUCAGAGGUGCUUGAUGGCAUGAUGACUGUGAUAUCAUGAUCGUAAGGAAGUUGCCUGGCGUUAGUUUAUGGGGUCGACCCAGAAGACGUUCUAUGAUAUUAAAUUUGCGCUAUGAAGAGAGGUAACAUUUUUUUUCUUUUAGCAGUUGUCUAUAUAUCAUAAUACACCAGUUCCUGCAUCACGUCUGCUACGUGAGAGUUGUGACAGCAUUUCAUGUUAGUGAAAGAACGACAAGGCCGAGAAUCUUGUAGUUUUCUAGCUACUUCUUUGUGCAGCUUUCAUCACUCGUUCCUCGGUCUGUGUACCGAAAGCUUCGCAAUGACCGUAUACACAACGGUAAUGAGUUGACUUGGUGUCCUCGCAAGUUACAGCAAGGUUAGCAGCUGUAAAAUUAAAAAAAAUUUCCAGCAUCAUUCGACAGCAUUGUCGAUGCUUUAAGGUGCUCGAGUACCGCUGUACGUUUUCUAGCGUACAUCACAGGAACUCAGAAUGUAAAAAAAACUCGUGUUACAACACGUAUUUUGGAAAAUAUACUGAUCAUCUAGAUAGAAUAAUGUCAGGGACCGCUGGGUCAUGGAAAAGCGUGAUGGCGUGCCCUCCGGCGUCCACCCGAAUUCCAAAACUCAUGCCGCUGCAAACGACGCGGUGGUCAGGCCAUUGUUUGGUGCUGGUGACAACGCUAUUGUCGGUGUUGCUGCUGCCAACGCUUCUGUCGCAACAUCCUUCAGCUGCCUUAGGAGUGCCUCUUUCUACGGAGUCGACGAGCUGGCUUGCCAGGAUCCGUAGGGACGAGAGCGAAGGAAUCGAGAACAGACAUCGCACCGCAAGUGUAGGCUUCUACAUCGGUGACCCGUGCAACCAGACAUGCAGCAGCGUCCUAUACCACGUGUUCUGCAACCUCACCUCCCGACGCUGCGAGUGCAGGCUGGAGUAUCCAGUCAAUGUUAACAACCGACAGUGCGUCAAAGCCUCCUCGCUGGGCAGCCACUGUGACCAUGACGAGGCCUGCGCCUACUCGGUGCCGCACUCGUCAUGCCAGGAGAACGAAUGUCGCUGCAUCGACGGACACGCUGCGGACUCCCAGUCCACAAAGUGUACACCGUCCCGUGGUGUGGCCAUCUUGGAGAGCACCGAGCUCACAACCAUUGUGAGUGUCGUCGUGUCGCUGAUGCUCUUCACUGCUCUCUUCUGCCUCGUCUUUAGGUUCUGUCGCAAGGCCCGCUGCCGUCCUCCCGACCGCAACAGAACGUGCGAGGCAACGUCACAAAGUCCAGACGCUGUGGUGGUUGGCUCUGAGGAAGCAUCGCUGGGCAAAAGCGGCGAGCCUGCGGCUGCCAAAGAAGUUCCCGGUUCACUAAGAUCAUCGCGCAGCUCGGUGGAAUAUACGGCUUCACGUGUUGCCAGCUAACCCAAGCUGGAACCACAAUUAGACACGCGGCGUAUACAGCGAGACCUCACGUCCUUCUUCUGCGACACAAUGUAAUACAGCACCCGCUUGAACGCUGAAUAAAAUUUCACAUUAUUAACAGAAUGAGAUGCGCCCAGUCGAAAUAAGCGUGGCAGCAGCACCGGUUACAGGAGGGCAACCGAAGAAUUAUCUAGUGCUAUGCGCAGUGUCCAGAAUGUGCACAAAAUGAAAAGAAAAGAAAUGCAGGUGCUUUGUGUAAGUAGGAUUGAACAGAAAGCAAAUAAAUUUG